Molecule: messenger RNA, 8220 nt
Organism: Jaculus jaculus (lesser Egyptian jerboa)
Lineage: Eukaryota; Metazoa; Chordata; Mammalia; Rodentia; Dipodidae
Gene: Fn1
Product: fibronectin 1
Exons: 46
Coding region: 162-7568 (2468 amino acids)
Biological process (GO): nervous system development; cell-substrate junction assembly; heart development
Cellular component (GO): extracellular region
Molecular function (GO): proteoglycan binding; integrin binding
Source: RefSeq, a predicted model, not a curated record
ACGUAGGGCACGAGGGGGAGCGCGCCCCGGGGACCUGCAGACACAACUUGGGUGCCUCUCCCCCGUCCCCUUCCCCAUCCUCGGGGACUCUUCCCGCAGUUGCUACUCGGUGGUCACUUUGCCUCCCGGGGAGGGUGGCUGUGUCCCCUCUCCGAGUCAAGAUGCUCCGGGGUCCGGGACCCGGCCUGCCGCUGCUGCUGUUGGCGGUCCUGUGCUUGGGGACCGCGGUGCGCUGCACCCGAGCCUCCAAGAGUAAGAGGCAGGCUCAGCAAAUCGUGCAGCCCCAGUCCCCGGUGCCUGUCAGUCAAAGCAAGCCUGGUUGUUUUGACAAUGGGAAACACUAUCAGAUAAACCAGCAAUGGGAGCGCACCUACCUAGGCAAUGCCUUGGUUUGUACCUGCUAUGGAGGUAGCCGAGGCUUUAACUGCGAGAGCAAACCGGAACCUGAAGAGACUUGUUUUGACAAGUAUACCGGGAACACUUACCGAGUGGGUGAGACUUACGAACGCCCUAAAGAUUCCAUGAUCUGGGACUGUACCUGCAUCGGGGCUGGGCGAGGGAGGAUCAGCUGCACCAUUGCAAACCGCUGCCAUGAAGGGGGUCAGUCCUACAAGAUCGGUGACACCUGGAGGAGACCACAUGAGACCGGUGGUUACAUGUUAGAGUGCGUGUGUCUGGGUAACGGGAAAGGAGAGUGGACCUGCAAGCCCAUAGCUGAGAAAUGUUUUGAUCAUGCUGCUAGGACUUCCUACGUUGUCGGGGAAACCUGGGAAAAGCCCUACCAGGGCUGGAUGAUGGUGGACUGUACUUGUCUGGGAGAAGGGAAUGGACGCAUCACUUGCACCUCCAGAAACAGAUGCAACGAUCAGGACACGAGGACAUCCUACCGGAUCGGGGACACCUGGAGCAAGAAGGAUAACCGCGGGAACAUGCUGCAGUGCGUGUGCACGGGCAACGGCCGCGGGGAGUGGAAGUGUGAGAGGCACGCCUCCGUGCAGAGCACCGGCACCGAUGUCCGAACAGCUAUUUACCAGCCCCAGCCUGCCUCAUAUGGCCACUGUGUCAUGGACAGCGGUGUGGUCUACUCCGUGGGGAUGCAGUGGCUGAAGACGCAAGGAAACAAGCAAAUGCUCUGCACCUGCCUGGGCAAUGGAGUCAGCUGUCAGGAGACAGCUGUGACCCAAACUUAUGGUGGCAAUUCCAACGGGGAGCCGUGUGUCCUCCCAUUCACCUAUAAUGGCAGGACCUUCUAUUCCUGCACCACAGAAGGGCGCCAAGAUGGCCACCUGUGGUGCAGCACGACUUUGAAUUAUGAGCAGGACCAGAAGUAUUCUUUCUGCACGGACCACACUGUUUUGGUUCAGACUCGAGGUGGGAAUUCCAAUGGUGCCUUGUGCCACUUCCCCUUCCUGUACAACAACCACAAUUACACCGACUGUACUUCUGAGGGCAGGAGGGACAACAUGAAAUGGUGUGGAACCACACAGAACUAUGAUGCUGACCAGAAGUUUGGAUUCUGUCCUAUGGCUGCCCAUGAGGAAAUCUGUACUACGAAUGAAGGGGUCAUGUAUCGCAUUGGAGAUCAGUGGGAUAAGCAGCAUGACAUGGGCCACAUGAUGAGGUGCACAUGCGUUGGGAAUGGUCGUGGGGAAUGGACGUGCGUCGCCUACUCCCAGCUCCGAGAUCAGUGCAUUGUUGACGACAUCACUUACAACGUGAACGACACGUUCCAUAAGCGUCACGAGGAGGGACACAUGCUGAACUGUACCUGCUUUGGUCAGGGCCGUGGCAAGUGGAAGUGCGAUCCCAUCGAUCAGUGCCAGGAUUCAGAAACCCGGACCUUUUAUCAGAUUGGCGACUCGUGGGAGAAGUUUGUGCAUGGUGUCCGAUACCAGUGCUACUGCUAUGGUCGUGGCAUCGGGGAGUGGCAUUGCCAGCCUUUACAGACCUACCCAGGCACAACUGGUCCUGUCCAAGUCAUUAUCACUGAGACCCCCAGCCAGCCCAACUCCCACCCCAUUCAGUGGAACGCUCCCGAGCCGUCUCACAUCACUCAGUACAUUCUCAGAUGGAGACCCAAAAACUCCGUGGGCCCCUGGAAGGAAGCUACCAUUCCAGGCAACCGCAACUCGUAUACCAUCAAAGGCCUGACCCCGGGUGUGAUCUACGAGGGGCAGCUUAUCAGCAUCCAGCAGUACGGCCACCGCGAAGUGACUCGCUUCGACUUCACCACCAGCGCCAGCACGCCCGUGACCAGCAACACCGUGACAGGAGAGACAACACCCUUUUCUCCUGUUGUGGCCACUUCGGAGUCUGUCACUGAAAUCACAGCCAGCAGCUUUGUGGUGUCCUGGGUCUCGGCUUCAGACACAGUGUCGGGAUUCCGCGUGGAGUACGAGCUGAGCGAGGAGGGAGAUGAGCCCCAGUACCUGGAUCUUCCAAGUACAGCUACUUCUGUGAACAUCCCUGACUUGCUUCCCGGCCGCAAGUACAUUGUCAACGUCUAUCAGAUAUCGGAAGAAGGAAAGCAGAGCCUGAUCCUGUCUACUUCCCAGACAACAGCACCUGAUGCCCCUCCUGACCCUGCCGUGGACCAGGUUGACGAUACCUCGAUUGUUGUUCGCUGGAGCAGACCCCAGGCGCCCAUCACAGGAUACAGGAUUGUCUAUUCGCCCUCAGUAGAAGGCGGUAGCACCGAGCUCAACCUUCCUGAAACUGCCAACUCCGUCACCCUCAGUGACCUGCAGCCGGGUGUUCAGUACAACAUCACUAUCUAUGCCGUGGAAGAGAACCAAGAGAGCACUCCUGUGUUCAUCCAACAAGAGACCACCGGCAUCCCGCAUUCAGGUAAAGUUUCCCCUCCCAGGGACCUGCAGUUUGUGGAGGUGACAGAUGUGAAGGUCACCAUCAUGUGGACUCCCCCUGACAGCGCUGUGACUGGCUACCGCGUGGAUGUGAUCCCCGUCAACCUACCUGGGGAGCACGGGCAGAGGCUACCUGUCAGCAGGAACACUUUUGCGGAAAUCCCGGGACUGACCCCUGGGGUCACUUACUAUUUCAAAGUGUUUGCUGUGAACCAGGGCAGAGAAAGCAAGCCACUCACUGCUCAACAGACGACCAAAUUGGAUGCUCCCACUAACCUCCAGUUCUUCAACGAAACUGACAGGAGCGUCCUGGUCACCUGGACUCCACCUCGGGCCCGGAUUGCAGGUUACCGACUGACGGUGGGCCCUACCCGAGGAGGCCAACCGAAGCAGUACAAUGUGGGGCCCUCAGCCUCCAAGUACCCCGUGCGGAAUCUGCAACCUGGGACUGAGUACACUGUGACCCUGAUGGCUGUGAAAGGCAACCAGCAGAGUCCCAAAGUCACUGGAAUCUUUACUACUCUGCAGCCUAUGAGCUCCAUUCCACCAUACGACACAGAGGUGACGGAGACCACCAUUGUGAUCACAUGGACCCCAGCUCCUAGGAUUGGAUUCAAGCUGGGUGUGCGACCGAGCGAGGGAGGUGAAGCCCCCCGCGAAGUAACUUCUGACUCUGGAAGCAUCGUAGUAUCUGGUUUGACUCCUGGCGUGGAGUAUACCUACACCAUUCAAGUCCUGAGAGACGGGCAAGAACGGGAUGCACCAAUCGUGAACAGGGUGGUGACACCGUUGUCUCCACCGACAAACUUGCACUUGGAGGCAAACCCGGACACUGGAGUGCUCACGGUCUCGUGGGAGAGGAGCACCACCCCCGAUAUCACUGGCUAUAGAAUUACCACAACUCCCAUGAAUGGGCAGCAGGGAAGUUCUUUGGAAGAAGUGGUUCACGCUGAUCAGAGUUCCUGUACUUUUGAAAACCUGAAUCCUGGCCUGGAAUACAAUGUCAGUGUUUACACUGUCAAAGAUGACAAGGAAAGUGUCCCUAUCUCUGAUACCAUCAUCCCAGAGGUGCCCCAACUCACUGACCUAAGCUUUGUUGAUAUAACCGAUUCAAGCAUCGGCCUGAGGUGGACCCCGCUAAACUCUUCCACCAUUAUUGGGUACCGCAUCACAGUAGUUGCGGCGGGAGAAGGUAUCCCUAUUUUUGAAGAUUUUGUGGACUCCUCAGUAGGAUACUACACAGUUACAGGGCUGGAGCCUGGCAUUGACUAUGACGUCAGCGUCAUCACUCUCAUUAAUGGCGGAGAGAGUGCCCCUGCUACGCUGACACAGCAAACGGCUGUGCCUCCUCCCACUGACCUGCGAUUCACCAAUGUUGGUCCAGACACUAUGCGUGUCACCUGGGCCCCGCCUCCAUCGAUUGAGCUGACCAACCUGCUGGUGCGCUAUUCACCAGUGAAGAACGAGGAAGACGUGGCCGAGUUGUCCAUUUCUCCUUCUGACAAUGCAGUGGUCUUAACAAAUCUCUUACCUGGGACAGAAUAUUUAGUCAGUGUCUCCAGUGUCUACGAACAGCAUGAGAGCAUACCUCUUACAGGAAGACAGAAAACAGGUCUUGAUUCCCCAACUGGCUUUGAUUCUUCUGAUAUCACUGCCAACUCGUUCACUGUCCACUGGAUGGCUCCUCGAGCGCCCAUCACAGGCUUCAAAAUUCGUCAUCACCCUGAGCACGCUAGUGGCAGACCCCGAGAAGACCGAGUGCCACCCUCGAGGAAUUCCAUCACUCUCACCAACCUCAGCCCGGGCACGGAAUAUAUCAUCAGCAUCGUUGCUGUUAAUGGCAGAGAGGAGAGCGCCCCCUUGAUUGGCCAACAGUCGACAGUUUCUGAUGUCCCAAGGGAUCUAGAAGUCAUUGCUUCAACCCCCACCAGCCUGCUGAUCAGCUGGGAGGCACCUCCUGUCACCGUGAGGUACUACCGGAUCACCUAUGGAGAAACAGGAGGAAAUAGCCCUGUGCAGGAGUUCACUGUGCCUGGGAGCAAGUCCACCGCGACCAUCAGCGACCUUAAGCCUGGAGCUGAUUAUGCCAUCACCGUAUAUGCUGUCACUGGCCGUGGGGACAGCCCGGCCAGCAGCAAGCCGAUUUCCAUUGAUUAUCGAACAGAGAUUGACAAGCCAUCCCAGAUGCAGGUGACGGACGUUCAGGAUAACAGCAUUAGCGUCAGAUGGCUGCCUUCCAGUUCUCCUGUCACAGGCUACAGAGUGACCACCACUCCCAAAAAUGGUGUAGGACCAUCAAGAACAAAAACAGCAGGUCCAGAUCAAACAGAAAUGACCAUUGAAGGCUUGCAGCCCACAGUGGAGUAUGUGGUUAGUGUAUAUGCCCAGAAUCGAAAUGGAGAGAGCCAGCCCCUGGUUCAAACUGCGGUGACCAACAUUGAUCGCCCUAAAGGACUGGCAUUCACUGAUGUGGAUGUCGAUUCCAUCAAAAUUGCUUGGGAAAGCCCACAGGGGCAAGUUUCCAGGUACAGGGUGACCUACUCGAGCCCUGAGGAUGGAAUCCAUGAGCUAUUCCCUGCACCUGAUGGUGAAGAAGACACUGCAGAGCUGCAAGGCCUCAGGCCGGGUUCUGAGUACACAGUCAGUGUGGUUGCCUUGCACGAUGAUAUGGAGAGCCAGCCCCUGAUUGGAAUCCAGUCCACAGCCAUUCCUCCUCCAACCAACCUGAAGUUCACUCAAGUGACGCCUACAAGCUUGAGCGCCCAGUGGACAGCACCCAACGUUCAGCUCACUGGCUAUAGAGUGCGUGUGACCCCGAAGGAGAAGACUGGGCCGAUGAAGGAAAUCAACCUUUCUCCAGACAGCUCCUCUGUGGUUGUAUCAGGACUCAUGGUGGCUACCAAAUAUGAAGUGAGUGUCUAUGCUCUCAAGGACACAUUGACAAGCAGACCAGCUCAGGGAGUCGUUACUACUCUGGAGAAUGUCAGCCCUCCAAGAAGGGCCCGCGUGACAGAUGCUACGGAAACCACAAUCACCAUCAGCUGGAGAACCAAGACAGAGACGAUCACUGGCUUCCAAGUGGAUGCCAUCCCAGCCAGUGGCCAGACCCCAGUUCAGAGGACCAUCAGCCCGGAUGUCAGAAGUUACACCAUCACAGGUUUACAGCCCGGCACUGACUAUAAGAUCUACCUAUACACCCUGAACGACAACGCCCGGAGCUCACCCGUCAUCAUCGACGCCGCCACUGCCAUCGAUGCCCCAUCCAACCUGCGCUUCCUGACCACCACGCCCAACUCCCUGCUGGUAUCAUGGCAGCCGCCCCGUGCCAGGAUUACUGGCUACAUCAUCAAGUAUGAGAAGCCCGGGUCCCCUCCCAGAGAAGUGGUCCCUCGGCCCCGCCCUGGUGUUACAGAAGCCACCAUUACUGGCCUGGAGCCAGGAACCGAGUACACCAUCUACGUCAUUGCCCUGAAGAACAACCAGAAGAGCGAGCCCCUGAUCGGCAGGAAAAAGACAGAUGAGCUUCCCCAACUGGUAACCCUUCCACACCCCAAUCUUCAUGGACCAGAGAUCUUGGAUGUUCCCUCCACAGUUCAAAAGACCCCAUUCAUCACCAACUCUGGGUAUGACACCGGAAAUGGUAUUCAGCUUCCUGGCACAUCCCAUCAGCAGCCCAGUGUUGGGCAACAAAUGAUCUUUGAGGAACAUGGUUUUAGGCGGACCACGCCACCCACCGCGGCCACCCCAGUAAGGCAUAGGCCAAGACCAUACCCGCCGAAUGUAGAGGAGGACAUCCAAAUCGGUCACGUCCCCAGGGGAGACGUUGACCACCACCUCUACCCCCACACCGUGGGGCUCAAUCCAAAUGCUUCUACAGGACAGGAAGCUCUCUCUCAGACAACCAUCUCUUGGACGCCAUUCCAGGAGAGCUCUGAGUACAUCAUUUCAUGUCAGCCUGUGGGUGUCGACGAAGAGCCUUUACAGUUCCGAGUCCCUGGAACUUCUAACACUGCCACUCUAACGGGCCUGACCAGAGGGGCCACCUACAACAUCAUAGUGGAGGCACUGAAAAACCAGAGGAGGCACAAGGUGCGGGAGGAGGUCGUUACUGUGGGCAACUCCGUCAACGAAGGCCUGAGCCAACCCACAGAUGACUCAUGCUUUGACCCCUACACGGUCUCCCACUACGCCAUCGGAGAGGAGUGGGAGCGGUUGUCCGAAUCUGGCUUUAAGCUCACGUGCCAGUGCUUAGGCUUUGGCAGUGGGCAUUUCCGAUGCGAUUCGUCUAAAUGGUGCCAUGACAAUGGUGUGAACUACAAGAUUGGUGAGAAGUGGGAUCGCGAAGGAGAAAAUGGUCAGAGGAUGAGCUGCACGUGCCUGGGGAACGGAAAAGGCGAAUUCAAGUGUGAUCCCCAUGAGGCCACAUGCUACGAUGAUGGAAAGACAUACCAUGUGGGAGAGCAGUGGCAGAAGGAGUAUCUGGGUGCCAUUUGCUCCUGCACGUGCUUCGGUGGCCAGCGGGGCUGGCGCUGUGACAACUGCCGCAGACCUGGGGCCGAACCCCAUCCUGAGGGCGCCACUGGCCACUCCUACAACCAGUACACACAGAGAUACCACCAGAGGACAAACACGAAUGUCAACUGCCCAAUUGAGUGCUUCAUGCCUUUAGAUGUGCAGGCUGACAGAGAAGAUUCCAGAGAAUGAUGUUAGCAACGUAAAUGAACAAGCGUGCUUCUCUGCCAAGGUCCAUCCAGACUGGAGUGAUGUUAGCAGAUCCCAUCUUUGAGUGUGUUUCUCCCUUAAGCCUUUUGCUCUGGAAAACUCUCCAGCUUCAGCUCAACUCACAGCUUCUCCAAGCACCACCUUAGGGGGGUGUUUGAGACGUGUCUCAUAAACAUGGCCAUUUGUUGCUUCAGAAUAUUCAAUACCGCUCAGUAUUUCAAAGAUUCUCAGAGUGAAUUGGUUUGGGAUCGAUAGGGAAGCAUAGGUAGCCAACCCAGAUGCCAAGUGUACUGAAUGAUAUCACCCAAAUCUUGUGUAGGAAAGUUACCCAACACUUCUGCCUCCACGUAACUGGCCUGCAACAUGCAGGAAUGGCAUGUGAUGUUUGAAAUACCCACAGUACUCACUUUGUCCAAACAAUUCUACUAAUUGCCUAGAUAUACUUUUUCUUACCUGUUAUUUAUCAAUUUUUCCCAGUAUUUUUAUAUGAAAAAAAUUGUAUUAAAGACAUUCAGUAUGCAAUUGAUAAGAAUUUGGUAUAAUUAUGGUUGGUGAUUAUUUUUUAUACUGUACAUGCCAAAGCUUUACUACUGUGGAAAAACAACUGUUUUAAUAAAAGAUUUACAUUCCACAA